GAGCCGGGACCCUGGAGGCCCGCGUCUCUAAGGGCUCGGGUGGACACUCUCGCAGCCGGCGGCUAACGGAAACGGCCACCACCUCGGAGGGACGCGCCCCGGCGGGCCCGCAGGCAGAAUGCCUCCCACACAAGCAGAGAGUGUGAUAAAGAAUAUAAUUCGAGAAAUAGGACAAGAGUGUGCAGCUCAUGGCGAGACUGUUCCUGAAACUUUGGUGGCUUUUAUGGUGAAAGCUGUCGUCUUGGAUCCAAGUAAUGGUUUUAACAUCGAAAGAACCCUCCUAAAAAGUGAUGUGCAGAAACUUGUUAAGCUUUGUACAAUUCGGCUAUUGGAUACUAAAAAUCCCUCCCUGGACACCAUUAAAAUGCAGGUCUACUUUGAUAUGAAUUAUACAAAUCGAGAGGAAUUUCUUGAAGAGCAUCACCGGGUCUUGGAGUCCAGAUUGGUCUCUGUUACCAGAGAAAUUACAGAUAACAGAGCUAGCACCAGAGAAGAGCUAGGAAGUCUCUACCGAAAAAUCGUCAGCUAUGUGCUACUGCGCUCUGGGCUUGGAGCUCCUACAGAUAUCAAGAUUGUCAGAGAGGCAACAGCUGCUCUACAGAGUAUUUUUCCUCAGGCUGAACUUGUGACAUUUCUAACUCUUAUGAAGAAGGACAAAGAACGUCAGUUGAAAGAACUCACCAUGAUUGUAACUGGAAUUCGUUUAUUUAACCGAGACUGUGGGAAGGGAGGAGAAGGCAUUGAUGACUUGCCAGCUAUUCUGCAGGAAGCGAUUGAAGCCACGAUUCAGCAUAUUAAUGACCAGCUUCAGAGUGCCCAGGAGCAGGCUUACUGCUACACAGCCAUUCUUGAGAAAGUCGCAAAGAACCCCCUCUUGGGUGUAGAACUUAAGUCAUAUAUGUUGAAAGAAGCACUAUAUAAUAUACGACAGUAUGAGGUCUACUUAAAGAUCAUUCUGUCAGAUAUAAUUGCUUGUGGUGAUGAAUUGGAUAUGAUGGAAAAGCAGUUUGGAGCCCAGCUAGAACACUUAAAAUUGACAGUAAACUCAAAAACAGCUGUCCCAACUUCACAAGUCUUUCCCACCUUCAUUGCACUUUCAAAUCUGUGGACCUGCUUUCAGGAUGAAACGGUUUUGAUUAGUAUCCUCAGUAAUUUAACUACUCGCCUUGAGUCAUUUCUGGGCACUCAUGAUUUACUCUUUCCUGAGAAAUUUUUGCUAAAUCUUCUUGAUGGAGCUACAGUGAAAACUGAUAUAGAGAGACUGAAAGAACACAUGGAAGAGAGAGUCCAUUUGGCCGAUUUCAAAAAACAUGAAUGGCUUUUUCCAGAAACAACAGCAAAUUUUGAUAAACUUGUAAUUCAGUAUCGAGGAUUUUGUCCUUUCACAUUUGCUACAGAAGGUGGUCUUCUCCUUCCAGGAAAUCCAGCAAUUGGAAUUUUGAAAUAUAAAGAUAUGUAUUAUACUUUCAAUACCAAGGAGGCUGCAUAUUUGUUUUCAGAUAAUCCUGAAAUUUACAUUGAUGCAAUUAAAGAAAAGGCCAAAAAAAAUGCAGAAUUAAUUCAACUACUAGAACUUCAUCAACAGUUUGAAACUCUCAUUCCAUAUUCUCAAAUGAAAAUUGUUGAGAAACAGUAUAUAAAACCAAUUACAAAGGCUGAAAUUGGCACACAAACAGAUACACAUAUAUUGCCACCAACAAUUGUGAGAUCAUAUGAAUGGAAUGAAUGGGAAUUAAGAAGAAAAGCAAUAAAAUUGGCAAAUUUACGUCAGAAAGUUACUCAUUCUGUGCAAACUGAUUUUAGUCACAUGAGAAGAGAAAAUUAUUCCCAGGUAUACCCUCCGCGGGAUGCUAGCACGCAAAGUGCUAGGGAAAGCAGUACCCAAGUACCCAGGCCCCAGAUUUUCAUAGCUGGUCUCCGAGGAGGACAGGGAAAGCCGACCCAAGGAGUCAAGGUAAAUUUAACUAGACCGGUGGAUGAAACAUAGCUGGAGACUCUGUUAUAAAGAAAGAUAGCACAAUAAAUAAAUAAAUA
This is a messenger RNA of Sorex fumeus (smoky shrew), 2034 nucleotides long. It is a transcript of the gene CFAP206, whose product is annotated as cilia and flagella associated protein 206. Gene Ontology annotation, cellular component: ciliary basal body; axoneme. Bases 119 to 1987 code for a protein of 622 amino acids. The record is from RefSeq and is a predicted model, not a curated record. Gene Ontology annotation, biological process: regulation of cilium beat frequency; regulation of flagellated sperm motility; sperm axoneme assembly. The transcript is spliced from 13 exons. Lineage: Eukaryota; Metazoa; Chordata; Mammalia; Eulipotyphla; Soricidae.